This is a messenger RNA of Capsella rubella, 2112 nucleotides long. RefSeq names its product mitogen-activated protein kinase 8. The transcript has 12 exons. Bases 78 to 1850 code for a protein of 590 amino acids. Gene Ontology annotation, cellular component: nucleus; cytoplasm. Gene Ontology annotation, molecular function: ATP binding; MAP kinase activity. The record is from RefSeq and is a predicted model, not a curated record. Gene Ontology annotation, biological process: intracellular signal transduction; protein phosphorylation. Lineage: Eukaryota; Viridiplantae; Streptophyta; Magnoliopsida; Brassicales; Brassicaceae.
AACAGGGGAGAGAGAGGAGAGGAGAAGAACAUGGUCUCCAACUCCGAAGGACAAAAUCGAGAGACGCGGCGAGAAAUAUGUGGUGUAUGGGUGGUGGUGGGAAUCUCGUCGACGGUGUUCGUCGAUGGCUUUUUCAGCGACCUUCUUCUUCUUCUUCCAAUAAUAACAAUCACGAACCAUCCAUUCUCAAUUCUUCUCCCUCUCCUUCUUCUUCUUCUUCUAUCCCCGAUCAUUCCGUUCACUCUGGAGAUUUCAAAGAGCUUAUUGUUAUUGAAGAUCUCGACUUCUCUGGCCUAACGCUUAUUAAGGUUCCUAAACGUAAUCACUUACCUAUGGAUACUCACAAAAAGGAUGCUGAAUUCUUCACGGAGUAUGGUGAAGCAAACAGGUAUCAGAUUCAAGAAGUCGUUGGCAAAGGAAGCUAUGGUGUUGUGGCUUCUGCUCUGGACUCACACACUGGUGAGAGAGUUGCCAUCAAGAAGAUUAACGAUGUCUUUGAGCAUGUCUCUGAUGCUACUAGGAUUCUCAGAGAGAUCAAAUUGCUUCGGUUGCUUCGUCAUCCUGAUGUUGUGGAGAUUAAACACAUCAUGCUACCUCCUUCUCGUAGAGAAUUCCGGGAUAUUUAUGUUGUCUUCGAGUUGAUGGAAUCUGAUCUUCAUCAAGUCAUCAAGGCCAACGAUGACUUAACUCCUGAGCAUUAUCAGUUUUUCUUGUAUCAGCUUCUCCGUGGUCUGAAAUAUGUUCACGCAGCUAAUGUGUUUCAUCGGGAUUUGAAACCAAAGAACAUUCUAGCUAAUGCUGAUUGCAAAUUGAAGAUCUGUGAUUUUGGGCUGGCUCGUGUUUCCUUUAACGAUGCCCCAACCGCUAUAUUUUGGACUGAUUAUGUAGCUACUCGGUGGUAUCGUGCCCCUGAACUAUGUGGAUCGUUUUUCUCCAAAUAUACCCCUGCGAUUGAUAUCUGGAGUGUCGGUUGCAUUUUUGCGGAAAUGCUUUUGGGUAAGCCUUUGUUUCCCGGGAAAAACGUGGUGCACCAAUUGGAUCUAAUGACUGACUUUCUUGGCACUCCACCUCCUGAGUCGAUAUCAAGGAUUAGAAAUGAAAAGGCGAGGAGAUAUCUUAGUAGCAUGAGGAAAAAACAGCAAGUCCCUUUCUCUCAUAAGUUCCCUAAAGCUGAUCCUUUGGCUCUCCGCCUUCUGGAACGCCUGCUUGCCUUUGAUCCCAAAGAUCGUGCAUCAGCUGAAGAUGCACUAGCUGAUCCAUACUUCAGUGGUUUGUCAAAUUCAGAGCGUGAACCAUCGACACAGCCAAUUUCAAAGCUUGAAUUUGACUUUGAGAGAAAGAAGCUGACAAAAGAUGAUGUCAGAGAAUUAAUUUACCGAGAGAUAUUGGAAUAUCAUCCUCAGAUGUUGGAGGAAUACCUUCGUGGUGGUGAUCAGCUUAGUUUCAUGUACCCCAGUGGGGUUGACCGAUUCAAAAGGCAAUUUGCUCAUCUUGAAGAAAAUCAAGGUAAACCAGGAGCAGCUGGAGGAGGAAGAAGUACUGCACUUCAUAGACAUCACGCCUCUUUGCCAAGAGAGAGAGUUCCUGCUCCAAAUGGUGAAACUACAGAAGAAAGCAGUGAUGUUGAAAGAAGAGCAGCAGCUGCUGUGGCUUCAACCUUGGAAUCUGAGGAAGCAGACAAUGGAGGAGGUUACAGUGCUCGUAACCUCAUGAAGAGCGCGAGCAUCAGCGGUUCCAAAUGCAUCGGUGUCCAGUCUAAAACCGACAAAGAGGACACCAUAGCUGAGGAAGAAGGUGAUGAAACAGUUGCAGAGCUUACUGAUAGAGUUGCUUCUCUUCAUAAUUCUUAAGAAACAAAUAUUUAGUUUUUUUUUUGUUCUUUUCACGAAAGUUUUCUGGUGAAAAAAUUGGUUGCUCCAUUUUCUUCUCCCUUCUUCCACAUCUAUCUCUGUGGUUGGGUUUGAUUGUUGUAUUUAAUAGUUUGGGGUGAGAAUGGAAACUUCAAAUAAAGACUGUGAUCUCCAUGUAAUUUUUUAUUUUUUUUCUCCUUUUCAAAGACACGCACAUUUUGAAGUUCAUUUUACUUUUACAUAAUCAAAUUUUGUUUCAUUA